GUCCGCCCUGGGGUUGGUGCGCUGUGCCCCGAGUGGCGCGCGGAGCUUCCUCCCGGUCCGGACCCAGCGGUGGACACGAUGGCUGGCGCCGUGCUGAGGGUCGCCAGGCGGCAGCUGAGCCAGCGCAGCGGGGCUGGAGCCCCCGUGCUCCUGCGGCAGCUGUUUGAGCCCAACAGUUGCACCUACACGUACCUGCUGGGGGACAGAGAGUCUCGAGAGGCAGUCCUGAUCGACCCGGUUCUGGAAACGGCUUCUCGGGAUGCCCAGUUGGUCAAGGAGCUGGGGCUGCGGCUGCUGUAUGCAGUGAAUACGCACUGCCAUGCUGACCACAUCACCGGCUCAGGGCUGCUGCGGACCCUGCUUCCUGGCUGCCAGUCCGUCAUCUCCCGCCUCAGUGGGGCCCAGGCCGACCUGCACAUUGAGGACGGGGACUCCAUCCGCUUUGGACGCUUCGCGUUGGAGACUCGGGCCAGCCCCGGCCACACCCCAGGCUGUGUCACCUUCGUCCUGGAUGACCACAGCAUGGCCUUCACAGGAGACGCCCUGUUGAUUCGCGGCUGUGGACGGACGGACUUCCAGCAAGGCUGUGCUAAGACCUUGUACCACUCAGUCCAUGAGAAGAUCUUCACACUGCCAGGGCACUGUCUGAUCUACCCUGCUCACGAUUACCAUGGGCUCACGGUGUCCACUGUGGAGGAGGAGCGCACUCUGAACCCACGACUCACCCUCAGCUGUGAGGAAUUUGUGAAGGUCAUGGACAACCUCAACCUGCCCAAACCUAAGCAGAUAGACUUUGCCGUGCCAGCCAACAUGCGCUGUGGGGUACAGAGCCCCCCGUCCUGACAACAUGCGCUGUGAGGUCCCUGUAUCCGUUAUGAAUGUACUUGAUGAGAGGGGGGAGGGUGAUGGGGAAGAGCUGCCCCCCAGCCUCCCCUUCUCCCCCUCCUCACUCUCCCAUGAGCCCUUAGGGCUUCUCAAAUAAAGCCUCUUUUGGGUUUUG
Ochotona princeps (American pika) is the source of this 1000-nucleotide messenger RNA. It is a transcript of the gene ETHE1, whose product is annotated as ETHE1 persulfide dioxygenase. NCBI's taxonomy places the organism in Eukaryota, Metazoa, Chordata, Mammalia, Lagomorpha, Ochotonidae. The record is from RefSeq and is a predicted model, not a curated record. The transcript has 7 exons. Gene Ontology annotation, molecular function: sulfur dioxygenase activity. Bases 79 to 843 code for a protein of 254 amino acids. Gene Ontology annotation, biological process: glutathione metabolic process; hydrogen sulfide metabolic process.